UGUAGUUCCUUUUUUUUCUAUCUUGUUUGUUUGAUAAGCACAUUGUUUGAAUAAAUAGGUGCCGAAUGUAUUGUAUAGAUGCCAUAACUCUAUUCUCUAAUCGAUUUAUACCCAUAAUUAACUUUCUUUUCAACGCCGUGACAAUUAAAACAGCAAUAAGACAAGCAAUGGGCAGACACAUUUAACGAAUUGGAACGUGGCCCAACCGCGCCACUGUUUGAAAACUCCGACUUGGUGUACCCGUUUUGUACUGUUUAAUAGUACCGAUUUCUACACAUUUCAGUCUGUUAAAACAGUAUAAAUCUAUUUGGGAGUAGUUAUGGGUGUUCACGAUUUAUGGUCUAUCGUCGAGCCGGUGCGUGAAUCGGUGCCGCUGUACAGCUUGAGCGGAAAGACAUUGGCUGUUGACCUCAGUUUAUGGGUGUGCGAGGCUCAGCAUGUCCAAGCAAUGAUGGGGAGAGUUACUAAGCCACAUCUGAGGAAUUUAUUUUUCAGGGUGUCAGCCCUCACACUGAUGGGAGUAAAGCUCGUCUUUGUUAUGGAAGGAGAAGCACCUAAACUUAAAGCAGAAACCAUAAGUAAGAGGACAGAAACAAGAUUUGGAGGAUUCAAAAAGGCUGCUGCCCCCAAAUGCACAACAAAUACAAACAGAGGGCGCUUUAAAGCUGUGCUUAGAGAGUGCGCAGAGAUGUUGGACUACCUGGGUGUCCCGUGGGUAACAGCUGCUGGAGAGGCUGAGGCGAUGUGUGCUUAUUUGGACUCUCAGGGCCUGGUGGACGGCUGUAUCACCAAUGAUGGAGAUGCAUUCCUGUAUGGAGCCAGAACUGUCUACAGGAACUUCAAUAUGAACAGUAAAGACCCUCAGGUGGACUGUUACUGCACAUCUCGAAUACAAACAGAGUUACAUCUGCCCAGAGAGAACCUUGUUGGUCUGGCCAUCCUCCUUGGUUGUGAUUAUAUUCCUAAGGGCAUACCAGGUGUUGGUAAAGAGCAAACUCUAAAACUUAUCCAGAUGCUGAAAGGACAAACCCUUCUGCAGAGGUUCAUCCAAUGGAAAGAAGAUAAUGCAGCUGUAUCCGAGGAAGCUGUAAAAAGGGUUCCUCACUGUCAUGUUUGUCGACAUCCUGGCUCAGCAAGAGCACAUGAGCAUGGUGGUUGUGUGCUUUGCAACAGUAUACAUUUCUGUCAACCUCAAGACUUUGAUCAUCAGUGUCCAUGUGACUGGCAUCACUAUGAGAAGACCCGCCAGGCCUUGUCUUUUGAGGCAAAUAUCAGGAAGAAAACACUCGCAAGUCAACAGUUCCCUUUUACAGAGAUUAUCAGUGAGUUUCUGAUCGCCAAGGAUAAGCCUGUAUCUCAUUUCAAGAGGAGACAGCCAAAUUUGCUUUUGAUGCAGAAAUUUGCCUAUGACAAGAUGGAGUGGCCGAAACACUACACCAGUGAAAAGGUUUUAGUCCUGAUGACCUACACAGAGUUGAUGAACAGGAAAUAUGGAAGCGAAAUGUCCUCCCAAAUCAAGCCCCUCCGAAUAUUGAAGCCAAGAGUGAGGAAUGGCGUUGCUUGCUUUGAAGUCAUCUGGAGCGCCCCGGUACAUUACACGUUUCAUGAGGAUCAGCUUGCAGACAAUCAGCAGGAGGUGAGGACUGUGGAGGAAGAGUCUCUCUUCCGUGUGGCCUUCCCAGAGCUGGUGGAAAGCUACCUGAGAGAUAAAACUCUGGCUGAAGAGAACAAGAACAAAAAGAAGAAAUCGAAGAGAAACCAGGAGAAGCCAUCUGAUAUAUCUGAUGGUAUUUCAGACCUCUUGGCUCAGAUGACCGUUCAAAGUUCCUCUUCUGCCAAAGCUACUGCUCAGCCACAAACACAGCUCCCUACAAUUUCAGACGCAGGAAAACUAGAAGUGGUGGUUUUGGAAACUCCAGUGAACCAUAAACAACACUGGAAGGCAAAAGAAGACCAUAGCAAGCUGGGUGAUUGCCCCAGCACUCCUUUGUCUCAUGCAGAAUCAGAGGCUGUUGCCUCACCAUCUGUCUCUGCUGUUAUUGAUGCUCUUCAACUCAGUGAUAUUGACUGGGAGGCUUUGUCCUUCACAUCCUCUCCACCUCCACAAACAGCAACAAACCACACCACAGAUCCCAGGCUAAGUCAAACCACAGACAGUGAUGUCAAGAGUGAAAACACCAUGCAGAAAACCUCAAAUGAUGCCAAACAACCAGUCACCAGAUCUGCUCCACAGCUGUGUUACACAGAGUGUCCGCUAAGAGACAGGGUGCUCAUGAGGUACACAAUUAAUGCUCUAAGCCAGAGGAAGGUAGACAGUGAUUUAGGGUCAAAACAACCUAACAAUGAGUUAGCCUCUCUUAGACACAUUUCUACUUGCACGUCAGAAUCAAAACCAAAUAGACAGAUCUCCAUUGAGGGUAGCGAUGUCAAUAAAGUGACAGGGAAGGACUCUGGUGUAAACAAAAAAGAAGCACACAAGAGCCAACAUGGAACUCUUAAAGCAAAAACUGAAAAUAAAACAUCUAAACAACCAAAAAUGCAAACCAUACAGGAUAAGUGCCAGGCAAAACCCCAAAAGCCUCUUCAGAAACAUAGAUUUUUUAGAGCAUCUGCUGUCCCACGACAGAGGCUCCAUGAUGAGGACAGUGAUGUGCUGCAGACCACCAAGAAGAGUGUUUGUCUGAGCGUGUGUUCAUCUAGUGAUGACAGUGACACAGAGAACCAGAGGUUUGGACCUCAAAGAAAGGCUAAUGUCAAACACAUAAGCAAGCCCAAGGGCAGCUUCACUACAGCCUCCCCCUUGAAACUGAUGUCUGGAUCUAAAACUGCCAAAACAACAAUGAAACCAACUAAUUGCAUUGAGCAUUUAGAACUAAUCUCUCAGAAACACAGUGUAGAUGUUGACAUAAACAGCACGCCUUCAUCCACUCAAAGCAAAUGCCAGGAUGUCUCACUAGCUGUUGUGGAUGGUGACUUGUUCCUUCAGAGUCCAGCAUCACCUGUCACUGUGUUUGAUAGCGAUGAUUCAGUGAUUUGCAAUGAGAGUCCACUGCCACUGGCAGAGAGACUGAAACUGAAAUUCCUGAAGUGAGCAGCACUUGUAAAAUAUAAAACUAUUUUAUGCUAAACGUGAACAUUUAUUCUCAAUCUUAGAAAUAGUAGUUUAACAACAAAAUAUUAAUUCAAGGUCCCUUUAGUGGCAUUUUAAAGUAGAGACAGCAAUUAGCUGAUCGGUGAGCAGACAGAAAAUUAAUCAGCAACUUUUAUUUACCAUAUCAAGUCAUUUUUCAAGCAACUAUGUCAAAGUUUUGAUGGUUCAGCUUCACAGAUAUGAGAAUUUGCAGCUUUUCUAGUCUUAAUAAAGUCAAUAUUUUUUUUAUUGUGUGCUGAUAUUUUAUAUAC
Monopterus albus (swamp eel) is the source of this 3402-nucleotide messenger RNA. It is a transcript of the gene gen1, whose product is annotated as GEN1 Holliday junction 5' flap endonuclease. NCBI's taxonomy places the organism in Eukaryota, Metazoa, Chordata, Actinopteri, Synbranchiformes, Synbranchidae. The record is from RefSeq and is a predicted model, not a curated record. Bases 320 to 3091 code for a protein of 923 amino acids. The transcript is spliced from 13 exons. Gene Ontology annotation, molecular function: four-way junction DNA binding; 5'-flap endonuclease activity.